UGUGACUGGCGGUAUAACACGAGAAUUAAAAUGGCGAAAGUACUGGACGUAGUGACGGGGCAGGUUACGCCGUACCUUGAUGUGGUGAAGGAUAAGAUCAACAGUCUGUGUGCCGGGCUAGAGCCAUGGCAGGUGGUGGUCUACACAUGUGGCGGCACACUGGUCUUUGUCACAGUCAAAAACAUCCUUUUUAACGAAGAGCAAACACUGAAGAACAGGACAAAGAGCAGCUUCUUCCGCUACCUGAAGAUGAUCCCUAUUGUUAAAAGGAAGAUUGCUGAGGAGAAGAACAAAAUGCUGUCUGAUAUGGAGGCCAGCUUCCAUAAGAGUGUGGAUGGGUACCAGAAAGCUCUACCAGCAACUGGUCUCAAAAUGGAGGAAGUUGAGAAGCAAUUGUUGCUGUAUAAAAAUUUAGCUUCUCCUAAGAAUCUUUCUAAGAACAUCUCCUCUGAUAGUUACUGUCAAACAGACCUCAAAUCUGUUCCAACAUAUGGGCUGUUUGCCUGGUCCAAUCCACUGCACCCAGAUGUGUUCCCUGAUGUGAGGAAGAUGGAAGCCGAGGUUGUUCGUAUGUGCUGUACUAUGUUCAACGGUGAUGAACAAACCUGUGGCACGAUGACUUCAGGAGGCACCGAGAGUAUUCUGCUAGCAUGUCUGACGUACAGAAAUAUAGCUCGGGAUAAUGGUGUAAAUUUUCCCGAAAUGAUUGUACCUGUCACUGUCCAUGCUUCAUUUGAUAAGGCAGCAUCUUAUUUCCGGAUGAAAAUCACACACAUUCCUCUUGACAAAGUGACAGGGAAGGUAGACAUAAAGGCUAUGAGAAGGGCUAUCAAUAAAAACACAUGUAUGCUUGUUGGUUCAGCACCCGGCUUUCCUCAUGGUAUCAUAGAUGACAUCGAAGAAAUUGCUGCACUUGGAAAGAAGUACAACAUUCCAGUCCAUGUGGACAGCUGUCUGGGUGGCUUCCUGGUCCCAUUCAUGGAGAAAGCAGGCUAUCCUAUUCCCACUGUCGACUUCCGACUCCCAGGAGUAACGAGUAUAUCGGCUGAUACACACAAGUAUGGUUUUGCACCCAAAGGGUCAUCUGUGAUCCUGUACAGGAACCCGGAUUUCAGACAGAAGCAGUUUUUUGUCCAGCCGGAAUGGCCAGGUGGUAUCUAUGCCACAUCCACCACAGGAGGCAGUAGAGCUGGUGCUAUUAUAGCAGCAUGCUGGGCAACCAUGAUGCACAUAGGGCUAGAUGGAUACGUGGAAUCUACUCGCAAAAUUAUCAAGACAGCAAGAUAUAUCGCAAAGGGCCUGAGAGAGAUUGAGGGAAUGGUUGUAUAUGGUGAGCCCCUCAUGUCUGUGGUAGGAAUGGGAUCCGACAGGUUCAACAUAUUCAGGCUAGCAGACAUUCUGACAAGUCGAGGGUACAACCUUAAUGCUCUUCAGUACCCAGACAGCUUGCAUCUGUGUUGUACGUUGGUACAUACUAAGGAGGGUGUGGCCGAUAAAUUCCUCAGUGACGUGCGUAACUCUGUUGAGGAGAUCCUACAGGAUCCACAGGACCACGCAAUAGGUGGCAUGGGCGCUAUAUAUGGUAUGGCACAGAGUAUUCCUGACAAGAAGAUGGUCGGAGAGCUGGCUGGUUGUUAUCUUGAGGCUAUGUAUAGCACCAACAAGGAAUGAGGGAAUGCUGUAAAGACAGACUUGGCACAGUUGGUGGAGAGAGCUUUGAUAUAGUAAAGUCCAUAGAGAGAUAAAGAAAAUUGUCAUGUCAAGUGAGGGCGAACUGUAACUUCCUACCUGGCACUCUGUUCAUGACGUGGGAUGUCCUGUGAAUAGACCUCGCUAUGUCGAGUGAGUGAGGCCAAACUUCCACUGGCUGUGGCAUGCUGUCAAGUCUAAUAUAGUAGUAGAAUGGUUUUACAGUUAAGGAGAGUGAUCAUAUGUAAAGCAUAUGUCCAGAACAACCAUAUACUUAUAUAGUUUUAUUGUAGUAUUCCCUCUAGGUGCUGUAAUGUGUGUACUCGUGUGAUAGUGAGGGUGGUAAAAAGGACCUUUUAACAUAUACAAAAUACUUGUGAUUAGUUGUAAAAUUUUAAUAUUUAUACAUGUGAAAUUUGAAAAGAGCUGUGGAAAAUAUGUGAUACUAUGAUUUUUUUAUAUAUAUAUAUUGUUACAAUCCAAAACACUCAAUUAAUGCAGAAAAUGAUUUCCGAGGUCCAAGACAUUUUUUUGUUAUUUUAUGAAUAUUUAUCUAAGGCUGUAAGGUAUCAGUGUAUUUGUUUGAUAUUGUGUUAAUACGAUAUAAUUUACAGUAGACCUGGAUACU
Molecule: messenger RNA, 2317 nt
Organism: Mizuhopecten yessoensis (Yesso scallop)
Lineage: Eukaryota; Metazoa; Mollusca; Bivalvia; Pectinida; Pectinidae
Product: sphingosine-1-phosphate lyase 1-like
Exons: 17
Coding region: 31-1671 (546 amino acids)
Biological process (GO): sphingolipid catabolic process; carboxylic acid metabolic process
Cellular component (GO): endoplasmic reticulum
Molecular function (GO): sphinganine-1-phosphate aldolase activity; pyridoxal phosphate binding
Source: RefSeq, a predicted model, not a curated record